Molecule: messenger RNA, 2409 nt
Organism: Homarus americanus (American lobster)
Lineage: Eukaryota; Metazoa; Arthropoda; Malacostraca; Decapoda; Nephropidae
Exons: 9
Coding region: 34-1014 (326 amino acids)
Source: RefSeq, a predicted model, not a curated record
UGUUGACCAUCCUUUUCUCUGUCGUUUCAGGUGAUGUACAUGAAGGUGGUUGUCGCGUCCUGUGCCUCCAAAACCACCGGCGACAACACAACAGAGCACUUCAUGAACCUGAUGGACUGUGUGCGCGAGGAGAUGAUAAAGUUCUGUGAAAAUCGUGACUCCAUGCUCAAGAUAGCGCUCCACAGUUUCACCGAGGCUUCUGUGUGUUCCCCUGUCCAAGUUCCCCCUGAGCCGCUGAUGUACUGCAAGGAAUGUGCCAAGGAGCUGGGAAUUGGCGGCUUCGUUUGUGGAAGUGAGGAGGAUGAGGAAGAAGGAAUCAGAAAGCACGGUGGCCACUUGAGAUGGGAAGAGGAGGAGGAAGAACAGGAGUGGGCUGUACGUCUAUGCACCAGCGAGAAAAUGGGCUGGUAUAACGCGAGUGACAAAACCUUCGACUUCGAGGCUAUGGGUAACACCAUUGCUAAUUUCGAUGGUUGGCAAGACAUUCCAGAGACUCUGGGGAAUGUGACGAAAGCGAUCGUGGAGUGUGUGCCGCAGGAGGAGGGAAGCAUGGAGGUGCAGGCAAUGCUCUGGACCUCCUGCUUCCUCCCCAGGUACUUCGACAGCUGCGGCUUCAAGAGUAAUCUGACGAGGCUGUUCUUCCCCGGGUUUGGGAGGAACAUUAUGAGGGAGAUGAGCAAAGUUGCGAGGAAGUUCAUAGGCCUGGGGGAGGAGUACCUGGGCUUCGAUGACGAUGAAGAUGACUUGGACGCCGAGAUGGUGGACGCGGGCUUGUUGGCUGGUUCACCGGAGGAGGAAGAGGGUGCUGGGCUACUGGAGGAGGAGGAGGAGGAGGGUGACGGAGAGACCAUGACAGCAGAUAGCCAGGAACCUCAGCCUAUGUCUGCCCCGAUGAAACAGGGUGAGAAAGCAGAUGAAAAUUCCAAUGAGAAAUCCACUGAGAACUCCGAGGGUGAGGACACAUCGACGGAGGUUACGUCUGAGAACACCACCACCAAACCUCCUUCCACUUAAUAUAAUGGACAAACCCAACUCCUGGUCAUGGAAACUCAAGCCCUCAGUCCAACCAAGGCUAUCCUAAGUUCGGUCCAACUUAAAUCAUCUUAAGCCCGGCCAACUUGAAUCAUCCUCAGCCCGGCCAACCUAGACGAUCCUAAGUUCGGUCCAACCUACACCAUUCUACGUUCGGUCCAACCUAAACCAUCCUAAGCCCAGCCUACCUAAACCAUCCUAAGCCCAGCCUACCUAAACCAUCCUAAGCCCAGCCUACCUAAACCAUCCUAAGCCCGGCCAUCCUAAACCAUCUAAGCCCGGCCAUCCUAAACCAUCCUGAGCCCGGCCAUCCUAAGUCUGGUACAGCUUAUAGCCAAGUUGGGAGAAUAAAAAAUAUCAGUACGGAAAGGAGAAGAAAUUAACAGGAAGAAUUAAAAAUAUCAACAGAAAAAAUCAUCGGCAAAUAAAAAUCGGUAUAAGGAAAGAAAAGAGAAGUAGGCGUCAGAAAUAAACCUCCUCCAUCCGUCUCCCUGCCUUCAGUGGCGCCAGAAACAGCUGUGACCUGAAUACACGAUAAAUAAACCAAGACUGAGUUAAUAUAGUAAUUGAAUUAGUUUGAGUAUUAUUUUUAUAUUUCUAAAAUUUCAUGUUGUGGAAGAUGUUUAUUAUUCACUGAAAUCCUUCCACUUUAGUUAUGCAAUGAGCUUCAGGAAUGUAAGAAUGCCAUCAAAGUGUUUAUACAAUAUGUUAAGGGACUUUUUAUAUGUGGCUUCAGCAUAUAUAAGUAAACUAAACCCACAUAGACCUAGAAUUAGCUUACUAACAAGGGGAGUGAGUGAGUAUUCAGGGAUGAAUCGACCAAAAGGGACCGUUCCAGCCCAUCGCCAAUAUUAACUUGAAUGAAGAAUGUAAAUCAAAUGUAUUUCAAAGGUGAUUUAUAUACAGUACAGUAGUGUAUACAUAUUGAUAAAUUAACCGAGCAGAGAAAAGUUGGAGAGGCCUUGGUCAGCCUGAUGGUCGAUACGUCCUUGGUAGGAUUAGUGUUACGUACUGUACUGUACUGUCCAUUAUUCAUAACUAUCCGUAAAGUAUAUAUCCUAUCUAGGCAUAUUAAAUAGUACGUUACUUUAGAUACAUCAAUUCUUUUCCAAACUAUUCAAUACACCUACCCUAUAAAAUGUUCAGCUAAGUAUUAAAGGUGGUAGAUGUAUUAAAUAAAUUCAGCGCUGGUGAGACUAAUAAUUCCUGAUGGAGAGUUGAAUAAUAAAUUUGAGUUGUGACAAAUUGAACACCAGCAAUAGCUCACAGAUGUUGGCAAAUAUUAUAGAAAUUUAUCGUCAAAAGUAGAAAGUUUUGUAUCGUGUUAUCUGUUAAUAAUUAAUUUGACCCAUUAAAGCACUGCAUUAGAAACUCCAA